This is a messenger RNA of Wyeomyia smithii (pitcher-plant mosquito), 882 nucleotides long. RefSeq lists its product as uncharacterized. The transcript has a single exon. NCBI's taxonomy places the organism in Eukaryota, Metazoa, Arthropoda, Insecta, Diptera, Culicidae. Bases 1 to 882 code for a protein of 293 amino acids. The record is from RefSeq and is a predicted model, not a curated record.
AUGGUUGCGGACAUAGAAAAAAUGUACCGACAGGUUCGAGUGCAUUCCAAGGAUACUUCUUUGCAACGAAUAUUGUGGCGAUUUAGUCACGACGAACCUAUUUGUAGCUAUGAGUUAUUAAUUGUAACAUACGGUUUGACCCCCUCAUCUUUUCUCGCCACACGAACCUUACAGCAGCUGGCCUUAGACGAAGGAAAAAGUUUUCCCCUAGGAAGCCUCGCGCUACGCAAGUCGUUUUAUGUCGAUGACUACAUUGGAGGAGCAGAUACGUUGGAUAAGGCUAUUCAGACCCGGUUGGAAUUGGACAAACUGUUAGCCAAGGGCGGAUUCCGACUGCGAAAGUGGACCACUAACAAUUCAAAAGUAUUAGAGGUUAUCGACCCAUCGCAAAUUGGUGCCCAGACUACUCUGCAACUCGACCACGGUCAACCCACCACGGCGCUAGGUGUAAGUUGGGAACCAAAUGCGGAUAAGCUGCUUUUUCAUUCCACAUUAACGCAGGGUUGCGAUCCAUUAACGAAAAGGGCCAUUCUGUCAUCCGUAUCGAAACAUUUCGACCCGCUGGGUCUAACCGCACCGGUAGUCAUUCGGGCAAAAAUGCUGUUGCAGGAUCUUUGGCUUCAACCCUGUGGAUGGGAUGAUGAGGUUUCUGACAAUAUACGGAAAAAAUGGGAAUGUUACCACCACGAUCUUCAAAAAAUUUCUGCUUACAAAGUUAACCGUUGCGUAGUCCUACCCAACUCCACUAUCCAAUUGCACACCUUUGCGGAUGCAUCUCAACAAGCAUACGGUGCAUGUGUUUAUGUUAGAUCUACCGAUCCCCGCGGGCAUGUCCACGUUCAGUUGAUUGCUGCGAAAUCCCGGGUGGCACCAAAAGGAUAA